This is a messenger RNA of Populus nigra (black poplar), 2036 nucleotides long. Its product is annotated as bifunctional purple acid phosphatase 26-like. Gene Ontology annotation, molecular function: acid phosphatase activity; metal ion binding; protein binding. The transcript has 11 exons. The record is from RefSeq and is a predicted model, not a curated record. Bases 290 to 1741 code for a protein of 483 amino acids. NCBI's taxonomy places the organism in Eukaryota, Viridiplantae, Streptophyta, Magnoliopsida, Malpighiales, Salicaceae.
CGUUUAGCAUUCCUGUCUCCACGACAAUCAACAAGCCACACUACAAAGUACAAACUGAACUGUAUUCUCUCCCUAUAUAACCAGCUUUUUUUUAAUUAAGAAAAACUACAUCAUCACUCACCCAUCUCCACCACCCUCUCUGCUCAUUUUCUAAGACUUUCAUGUGUUAUUAUGGGGGUCAUGUGAUAUUUUAUGUGUUAUUAUGUGGGUCAUGUUCAUGUGAUUGAUAUAUUGGCAUUGAUUAUGGGAUGCAGCUAUUCAAUUGCUAUUGGCUGAUUGAUCAAUAAUCAUGCCAAAGGUUGUCGAGACGCAGAUGUUGCUUCAAGUACUUAUACUGGUGUUCUUCUUCCUCUCGGCCUCUGUCAAAAAUGGAAAUGCAGGGAUAUCGAGUACUUUCAUCCGGUCAGAGUGGCCAUCUAAUGACAUACCUCUUGACCAUGAAGUAUUUGCAGUUCCAAAGGGUCAUAAUGCUCCACAACAAGUGCACAUAACCCAAGGUGAUUACAAUGGAAAGGCUGUAAUUAUCUCGUGGGUGACACCUGAUGAACCAGGCACCAGCAAAGUGCAAUAUGGUGUGUCAAAGAAGAACUAUGAUUUUACUGCAGAGGGGGCAGUGAGAAAUUAUACAUUUUACAAUUAUACGUCUGGCUACAUUCAUCAGUGCCUUGUUGAUGGCCUUGAGUAUGGCACCAAGUACUAUUACAAGAUUGGCAAUGGAGAUUCUUAUCGAGAGUUCUGGUUUCAAACACCUCCGAAGAUCAAUCCAGAUACUCCUUACAAGUUUGGAAUUAUUGGUGACCUGGGCCAGACAUAUAACUCCCUCUCGACGCUUGAGCAUUACAUGCAGAGUGGAGCUCAAGCUGUCUUAUUUGUUGGAGAUCUUGCUUACGCUGAUAGAUACAUGUACAAUGAUGUUGGUAUACGGUGGGAUACCUGGGGUCGUUUCGUUGAGAGAAGUGCAGCAUAUCAGCCAUGGAUGUGGUCUGUUGGAAAUCAUGAAAUAGAAUACAUGCCUUACUUGGGAGAAGUUAUUCCUUUCAAAUCUUAUCUUAACCGAUACCCAACCCCUCAUUUGGCCUCCAAAAGCAGCAGUCCUCUCUGGUAUGCCAUCAGGCGUGCAUCUGCUCAUAUAAUUGUGCUGUCCAGCUAUUCGCCUUUUGUGAAAUAUACCCCUCAGUGGGAAUGGCUCCAAGAAGAACUUGAAAGGGUUGACAGGGAGAAGACACCUUGGCUCAUUGUUCUCAUGCACGUCCCAAUCUACAACAGUAAUGAAGCACACUUCAUGGAAGGUGAAAGUAUGCGGGCAGUCUUUGAGGAGUGGUUUGUUCAUUACAAAGUUGAUGUGAUCUUUGCUGGCCAUGUCCAUGCUUAUGAAAGAUCAUAUCGAAUCUCAAACAUACACUACAAUGUAUCUGGUGGUGACUGCUACCCAGCAGCUGACGAAUCUGCCCCUGUCUACAUCACUGUUGGAGAUGGAGGAAAUCAAGAAGGUCUUGCCGAAAGGUUUAGAGAUCCACAACCAGAUUACUCUGCUUUCAGAGAAGCCAGUUAUGGACACUCUACAUUGGAGAUAAAGAACAGGACACACGCACUCUACCAUUGGAACCGUAAUGAUGAUGGGAAAAAAGUGCCAACUGAUGCAUUUGUUUUGCACAAUCAGUACUGGGGAAGCAAUCUGAGAAGGAGAAAAUUGAAGAAGCAUCAUUUGAGGACUGUUGUUGGUCGGGUUUCAAGUUUCUGAAACUUUUUCAAGAAAUUCAGAACUGUAUUUUCAGAUGGACUCGGCAUGAUUGAUGAAAAUGCCUACAAAAACAAAGUGGCUUGUAUUCUAGUCUCUCCACGACGAUGUUGCCGGCAUUCUUACUGGAGAUUCAUUUUGAUCCUGGUAACUGUAAUAGUUCUUUACAGAAAUCCAUGGAUAAUGCCUGUCCUGUAAGUGCUUGCAGUAUUCUGUCGCAUCAAUGUAGAGCAUUCAGUCAAAUGCUGUCAUGGGUUUUUCUAUCAAAAAAAUAAAAAGGAUAGAUGGAUUAUAUUAA